ACCGACACCCACACCCACACCCACACCCACACCUACACCGCAAUUGAACGCUCUCGCACGCGGACGGACAGACACGAACCGACAGCCACUCUUGAGGGAAAAGAGUAUUGAAUGCAAUUUGGCGGUGAAAGUGCAAACUGCAAACUGCAACGCGGGGGGCGGGUCGAAUCGGACGGGGUCGCGUACACGCGAUAGGGUCGCACGAGCAGGAGGAGCGGUCGAAGCCACUUGGAGCGAACUUUGGCAAUUUUCUGGCGUUAUUUUUGGAUUAAGCAGCGCCAAAUUGUAACAGACGAACGAACAACGACCGACAAUUAACGAUUAACAUUAAGUCCAACAGAAACUGAAGUGGGGGAAAACUGAAAAGUGUUUGGAAUUCUGUUUUUGCGAACAACAACAACAACAACAGCAGCAACAAGCAACCAGAGAACACCAACAAAAUGUGCAACAACUUGUAAACCACUCUUGAAACGAUAAGCGGAUCCAAGUUCCACACAGAAGUUUGGGGCAGAAAAUUUUAAAAAAUAUUUUUUAUCAACAAUAUUUUUCGAAAAACUUUUUGAAGAAACCCAAACAGCAACAGCAGAGAAAUAAGAGAGCAAACUAAAAAGAAGUGAACAAAAGCCAAAGCCAAAGUCAAACAGCAAGCAGAAGCAGAAGCAGCAACGAAGAGAAAGCCGAGAGAACGAGAUCAAAAUGGCCGCCCUACAAAGGAAGCUGGUGCACAAGCAAUUCAACUCCCCAAUGGGCCUGUACUCCCAGGACAACGUCAAGGCCACGUUGAAUCGCGAACUAAAGGCCUUUGGCGGCGAGGGGAUUGAAAUCGACGAUCAAAUCAGCAAGCCCCUGAAUCUGGCCAAUUCGGCCGUUCUGAGAGCCGUCGAAGAGGAGGAGCAGCAAGCCAAAUGCGACUUUUACCCCCAAGAAAGGCAGAGUCGGACGCGUCAGCGCGAUGGGGAUGGCCUGCAUCAUACGCUGCACCAGCAGCUGCUGGACCAGAUCAAGACCCACUACCUCAGCCAUCAGCAGGACAUCACCAUUGACCGGGACACGGUGCUCAAGAUCAAUCGCUUGGCCACCAAGCGCCAUAUGCUCAAGCGGGAUCACAGCUGGCCGCCCACGGAGGCGGAAGCGGUGGCAAUAACCGCAAGCAGCCCGGAUCUCAGUCACAUCCCCUCCUGCGCCUCGCACAGCAUUGAGGCGCUGCGUGAGAAGUUCCAGAGUCCGACGAUGAUCAUCGAACCCACGGCCAAGCAGGUGCGCGAGCAGAGGCAGCGAGAGGGCUCCAAGGAGCGGCCAAUCACGCCGCUGAGAGCCACGGAACUGCAGCUGGCCCAAGUCUUCCAUCAGACGCCCGUGGCCAAGGGCUUCUCUGCGCCGGAGACCAAGGCAGCGGACGUGGAUCUGGGUCUGGUGGCACCCCGCUGCGAGUACUAUGAGCAGCUGGCCCACAAGCGCCCCACAACACCGACAACGCUGACGAUCACCCCGUACAGGCCGAGACCCAAGCGACAGGCGUACUCCCUGGACCGCGGACGCUCCCGCAAGCGGACAGUGGCAGCGGCCGGAGCUCCGGAAUUGCCGCCGCCCAAGCCACGUUCCACCAAGGUGCCGAAGGUGCAGCGCAGAUGCAUCAAGCUGGCCACCGAAGUGAAGAUCUCCUAUGACAAUGAGGCGGACAGCGAAGAGGAGGACAAGCCCAAGGUCGCUACCAGCCAAGAGGUGGACUUGGAGGCCGUUCCGCUGCCACCGAUACCCAGAGGAGCCCCAGCAGCUGGUGCCCAAGCGAACGAGGGCUUGCCAAGAAAGUCAGCAGCGGUAAUUGACAGCCUGGCAGUCAAGCGGCAGCAGCAGAUGGCUCUGGCCCUGGCCAGCAACAGCACAAGCACCGGCCAGGAGCUGGGCACCGGUACCGCUGCCACUCGCAUCAUACCAGUCCGCGUUGAGGCAUCGGGCGAGCUUCAGCUUCAACCGAGUGCUCAGCAGAUCUACGACGACGCGUGCACCUACCUGCAGCAGGAUCGCCACCAGGAGAUGCAGGAGGAAGCCAAUGGCCAUGUGGCCCUAGCUGGCACCACCUAUGUGAGCGCCACCAGCGGCAUCAAGCUGCUCAGGACCACAUCCAAUAGCAACAGCAGUGUUCCCAGUCCUCCGCCCCCACCACCGCCGCCGCCGAUGCCAAUGGCUGCCAAGAUGCGGCCCAAGUCCGGAGAGGAAUCGACGGCCAGGGCCAAGCAGGCGCGACGCCAGGGAGGAGUCUACAGCACGGAAUCCGAGGCUGAGAAGCAGCACGGGGCUCAUGUGGAGAUCUCUCAACUGGAGGCAAAGUACGCCCACAUACAGCAGUCGAUAGCGGAGCAUCUGCGUCAGAUAGAUACCUACAUGGAGAACGCCAAGAUGGCGCUGCAACGGAGUGUCCAAGCCCCUCCUGUGCCCACAGUCGAAGGCGCAGCACCAGCCACUGCCCCUGCCCCUGCCACUGCCACUAUUCCUACUCCACCUCCUCUUCCAGCAACGCAGGACUCGCGACCCGGCAGCGGUCACAACAACGAACUGUGGGACAUGUUCUCCUCCCGCCAGUCGCCCAUCCUGGCCGUGGAGAGUCCGCUGCAGGCGAUACUCCGUCAGAUUUAUUGCCGUGCAUCGGGCCGACCCGGCAGCGUGGCCAAAGAAGAGUCCAUAGCCGAGGUGGCCAACGAAGAGAUCACCGAGAAUGUGCCGAUUGUGGAACGGGCGCUCGAGGAUUUGCACAGGAUUGCCCUGGCACUGGACAAGCAGCAGGAGCAGCCCCAGCAGCAGCAGCUGGCGCAGAAGGAGGAGAAACUGCUGCACGUAGAGCACAAGACGACGCCAGCUGCGGUCAAGGCGCAGCACGUAGUCAUCGAGGAUGAGGAGGAUGCGGAGGAUGCGGAGGAUGCGGAGGAUGCGGAGUACCGACAUGUGUCCGACGUAAUUGCCAACUACGAGCAGCUCUCCACGGGCAAGCAGCAGCAGCAGGAGGCAAGGGAUGCCAAGGCAGAUGCAGAGCCAGAGAAUCAGAGCCACAAGGAAGCGGAACAAAAGGAGGAUAAGGAAAGGGAUGAGGAGCCAUGCGGCCAUCGGCAGGAUGCCAUCAACGAGCACAGCAUCUGCUGCCCCACUUGCAAUGAGCUGCGCUAUUCACCCAACAACUGGAGCAAGCUCACCAAGGCGGACCAGUGGCGCAUCGCCAAUCUGCACAACGAGCCCAUGGAGAACUACAAGGCCACCUACGAGAUUCGCAGUCCGUACAUUUCACGCCAGAUCUCCUGGGAGGACACCCAGAGUGCGGAGGAGAAGUCCCAGAGAGCCGAGCACCAGCAGCCGGAGAAGCUGCAGCGUCAGCGCAGCUUCGUGGAGAUUGUGACCACGCGAGCACCGGACUCGCCGCCGCCCUCCGCACCGCCACCGCCGCCGCCACCACUGCGUCUGAAUCUCCCGGCAGCGGAGAUCUCCUGGCAGCGGAGUAGAUCGCCGAGUCCUUUGUCCUCCCGAAAGUAUCCCGCGCCCCUGAUCGAGGCACCGGAGCGGGCCAGCUCACCCUUUAGGCUCAAUCCGGUGCUCAAGAUGCCCCCAGCGCCAACGCCAUCGCCAACGCCAACGCCAACGCCUCUCCCCUCUGCAGCUGUGGCGACAAAGUUCUCGCAUGUCCCCCAGUUGGAGGGCCACAACAUUGGGCUGCUCGUCCGCACCGCCACGGAACCACUGCAGCAGAGCAUGCUCGCCUCCUCCUCCCUGCUGGCCUCCACGCCCCCAGCCACGCCCCGUGCUGCACGGGGUCUGCCAUCGCCUUUUGAUUUUUCACUGGACACGCACAAAUUCAGAUCUCUGGCAGCUGGCAGCGAGGAGGAGGAGUCCGAGUCCCGACAGCAGCAAUCGGUGCGCGAUUUCAAUGUGAAUCGAUCCUUCGAUAAUGCAUCGCCACGCCCCUAUGUGGCCAUUGAAGGCUACAAGCGCGUGGCCUGGCCACCCGCCUCGGAGGAGCGCAUUAUCCGUGAGUUCACUCCGCAGCCGCAGACCCAGAGCCCGGCACCCGGAGCUGGCGGCUACUAUCCCCAGCCAGCGGCAGCAGCAGCUGCUCCACAGCCGAGUGCUGCUCCAGCUCAGGGUCCCAUUUAUAACAACGUCCAGCCACGAUCCACUCCAACACCUCAGCCACAGGCACCACAGCAGCAGCAAUUCCAAUACGGUGCCACACCUGUCCAGGAGGCGGCUCCUGCUCCUGCUCCCUCUCAGUACCCAGACCAAAGCUAUCCCUAUGAACAGCAGCAGCAGCAGCAGCAGCAACAGCAGCCCGUGCAAUACACACAGGCGCAGUUCAAUAGACAAGCCUCGAGGGAGCCUGUGGCGACUGAUGCGUAUCCCAACUAUCAGUCGAACUAUCAGCAGGAACCACUGACGGCCCUCGAUAAUGCAGGCGGUGGCUGGAAGCCCAUUCGUGCCCCAUUGCCCAAGUCGCAACAUGACUACACUCCGGCUGGAGGAGCAGCAGCACCCUACCAGCAGCAGCGACCAGCCUAUCUACAGCAGCAGCCACAAUACGGUAACCAGCAUCAGCAGCAACAGCCUGCGGCACCACAGUGGCAACAGCAGCAAGCUGCACCGCAGCAGGCUGCACCACAGCAGCCUGCUCCUCAGUGGCAACAACAACAAGCUGCACCACAGCAGCCUGCUCCUCUGUGGCAACAGCAGCAAGCUGCACCACAGCAGCCUGCUCCUCAGUGGCAGCAACAACAAGCUGCACCACAGCAGCCCGCGCCUCAGUGGCAACAGCAGCAAUACCAAGCUCAGCCUCUGGCUCAGGGCCAGGCUCCCUAUCAGACGUCGCCCUAUCAACAGGCAGCACCACAGCCACAGCCACAGCAGCAACAGCAGCAGCAGCAGCCAUCCUACUAUCCACAGCAAAACGGUGGCACGACAUAUGCUCAACCCCAGUACAAUUCUUAUUCGCAGCCCCAGCAGCAGCAACUGCCGUACUCGCAGGAUCAAACAGAUCUGCAGCAGCAGCAGCAUCAAGUGCCCGUUGCCUAUGCUGGCCAGGAUGCUGGCUAUCGUGGCGCCAGUCCCGGCAUCAUAACUUUGAGAAAGGAGGCGCCCGUCUCACAGCAGUCUGCGCCAGUCUACACUUCGCAGCCUGCCGCCGUCAGCUAUCAGGGAGGCAGCAAAUUGCGCGGAGAUUUGAAAUGGCCACCACCAGAGUACAAGGAGGCGGCUGCACGUGAAAACGAGGAGCGUCGCCAGUUGGCCUUGGGCCCCGUCUGCCGUCCCAGAAAAGUAAAUAGGAACAACUUUCGUCAGGACUACACAUCCUUCUUUGCCAAGAAUCAGCUGAACAAUGGCUAUCCCAGCUACAAGGUGCCACCCGGCACCCAGCACAUGUUCGCCUAAGACUGGAUCAGCACAAAAACAACAGCAGAAGGCAGAGGAGGAGGAUCAGAACAGCAGAAAGAACAUAUAAUUCAAUGGAACCCACUUCAUAAUAUACAGAUAACACUAGAAACGAUCACACAUAUAGUACCUACGUAUGGGGGUAUAUGCUACUAAAACGAGAAACUAACGAACAAAACCCAAACAAAACUAUCUGUAGGAUACAUACAAUUUGUUAUACUAAUCUUAAAAUGAAACACUAACGACGCCAUAUAUAUAUACAUAUAUCUAUCUAUAUAUCAUAUAUAACGAAACGAUUGCCAGGGGGGAGGUCUGUAGAUAACCCCACCCCCUGAAUAGAAGAAAUACAAUACUACAGAAGAGAACAGCGGGUAGGCGGUGUUUCGUUCCACUCGCCCGACAAUGGAUCCACUCCGGCUAGAACGGAAUGGACCCAUUGGGUGGGCAGCCAUGGAACUGGAAACACACCCCCCACUUAAUCCAUCAAAUGACCCAAAAAGGCAACGAAGAGCUCAGCCUGGGCAAUGGAUAACGAAAGAUAAAGAUAAAAAGUCUCAAUGUGUACCCAUACUAUAUACACAUAUUUUGGAGCAUGUGCAUAUAGUAUGGCAGCAGCAGCAGCAGGAGAAUAUAACUAUAUAUACUAAACCCUAUAUAGCGAUAGAUUCUAAGAUAAUUGUUACACUGUUACAACUAGCAAAUGAAACGGAAACGAUGCGACCCAAGACGGAAACUGAAAAUGAGAUUGAAAACCUUGUUCUAGAGCCCUAAGGCAUUACUAAUUCAAUUCUAUUAUUCUAUUAUAUAUAACGUGGAUCCUGUACGGACAACUAGCACUAAGGACACCUCUUGGCCUGGGGCAGGCAACCCGAACCCCCCCCACUAACUGUAUAUUGUAAAACGAAAGGGAUGCCGCCCGAGGCGAAGAUUUGGGCACAGCCUUUGGAGCUGUCUUAGGAGUUGUCCGGCCGGGCGUCUCAAUGUUUAUUGUUUGAGUUUGCAUGCUUUUCGCUUAUAUCUAUACUACAUAUAUACACGAUAUAUAUAUUAUGACCCAAAGUGGUCGAACAGCACAUGAAGAAAAAAAACCGUCAAAUAACCCCCGCAUAGACAGUUAUACUAGCAGAUGAAGCUACUACGCCAAGCAGUCAGUUCUGUGAGUCAUCAUCAGUCAGUCAUCAAUGAAAACCAACGAACGUGCGCCACAGACCCCCCCACACCCCACACCACUGAAUGUUCGAUCUUCCCACCACGCGAAGGCCGGCAAUACAGCUUGCCCCAUGCACUGGAUUGGCAGAGUGCCCCCCACCGAACCACCACCACGGGAUACAGCAGAGAGGGCCCCGAGACCAAUCCAGCGGCGGUAAACAGUAUGAGGAUGCCAUUGCCUGCUGCAUGUGCACGGCCCGAGCUCUGUGCGCGGCCUUGGCGCGGUGCAGGGGGAUCGUUUCGGACUCCGGAGGGUCUAGUGGCAGCCGACAACUCUCAGACUUUACCAAUUACUAAGACCAGCAAUGUCAAACCCAAUCAAUUAAACAAAACACACACACUACGAUGAUGUAUAACUUAAUAUGAGAAAUGAAAACUAUACUAAAAUAAACGGCAAGUUUCUGAA
Molecule: messenger RNA, 7021 nt
Organism: Drosophila obscura
Lineage: Eukaryota; Metazoa; Arthropoda; Insecta; Diptera; Drosophilidae
Product: putative mediator of RNA polymerase II transcription subunit 26
Exons: 9
Coding region: 697-5406 (1569 amino acids)
Source: RefSeq, a predicted model, not a curated record